Coccinella septempunctata (seven-spotted ladybird) is the source of this 4625-nucleotide messenger RNA. RefSeq names its product endochitinase A. NCBI's taxonomy places the organism in Eukaryota, Metazoa, Arthropoda, Insecta, Coleoptera, Coccinellidae. The coding region runs from base 224 to 4165 and encodes 1313 amino acids. The record is from RefSeq and is a predicted model, not a curated record. The transcript has 9 exons.
AACUUCUUGCAGUAACCUAUUGCUAUUCCUCCAUUCCGCUUCGCAUUCACUCGACAUCCGAGCGUGCCACCUUCUGCACGGAGUUACCUUGACGUUUUGCCGCGGACUUCAAUCAGUACAGAAGAGCUGUCAAGGAAAUGAACUAAACUCUUACUUUCAGUGGAGGAUCGCUAUGAUAUUACUGUUUGGUGUUUCUGUUAAGUGAUGUGUUAUUCUUUGUGCGAUGUUCUUCCAGAGGAUUCUUAUUUACCUAGUAGCAUGCAUGCUGGAUUUUUCUCAAGCUCAACAAUACAUCUUGGAUCCCAGACUACAGUUCCAACCACAAGAUGACUACUACACUCAAAACAAACCAAUCGAGUUCCAGCAACACUUUCCAGGAUUUUCAUCGUUCGAUCCAUAUUUGCCACAAAGGGAUCUACAAACAUCUGAUGUACCCGUUCACCUUCAGAAAACCUUACCUCAAUAUAGAUUCACUUCUAAGGAGCAGUUAACCAAAAACGAAUUACCUUACCAUAAUACUCUUCUAUUCAGGCCCGACCAUGAAAGGGUAUCUCAGAACGUAGCGCCUUCGACACAUAGACCGAAUUAUUCACAUUUUCUGUCUAAGAAUCAUCACGUGAAUCCAUCUGAGACUGAAACAUUCCUAGGCCAAGUCACACUAGAUAACUCUUUCGGAAGUUUGGACAACUUCUACAAGAAUCAUGACACCAGGAAUCGAAAAAUUGAAGAAGUGAAACCUAUACCUCCCAAAAUAUUGAGACAGCAUACUAGAAUACUGGCGCCUGAUCCAGAGGACAAACAGAAUCAACUGCAGGAAAACAAAUAUUUCGUUAACGAAAACGGUGAAGUCUUUUCGACAACAUCAACCGCACCAAAAAAUGUUUUCCCUCCAAGGCGACUUUCCACAAAAUUGGAAGUAGAAAGUGAAGAUCCUAAUUCACGGGAAUACCCGAGGAACAACAUCAUUAAUUAUGAUAAGUCAUCAUACUUGUCACGUUCUCAAGAUCAAGAUUUCAAUUCCGCGAAUAACUUCGACCUGACAGAUUACGACUAUGUCGAUGAAACGAAAAGUGUGACUACUCCAAAAUCUAUUAGAAGUACCACGUAUAGAUCUGCAGAUAUUUCAAAUAAAAGUGAAGAAAGAAAAAACGCAAAAGAAAGGAUAAAUAAAUCACUUAAGCCAGUUGACGAGAAAAAAGAAACUAUACAAAAGUUCAGUGAACCUGUAGUAUCUGUUGUAACAACAAAAAGUGUGAUAAAUAAUACCAUAAUCGCUACGCAAAUGCCACCUGUAACUUCUGAAAGUACCACGCAACCUCACUUCGAAAACUCCACUGACUCUUGGGUCGUUGUAGCAUCUGUACAAACCAGCAAAAGUAUAUCUGGAGCACACUAUCUUCCUUCUUCUGUAGUGGCUCAAGAAGAAAGAUUCGCCCUUCUGAACGAAAAAAACCACAGGGAAAGCCAAGAGGAAGAAGCCUCCACUGAAGAUUAUUCCAGUUAUGAAGAGUAUGACAACGAAAGUUCAACUGAGGAAAUAACAACCAUGACACCCAUGAAGCAUUCUACCGAAAGUUUAAUAGAUAAGUUGGACAGGGUACAAUCUGACCUAUCUAGCGGUCUAUUGACUGGAGGUUAUAAAAAUGAAGAUAAUAACAUAGCGGUCAUAACCGAGAAUAUGACUGACAAAAUCCAUAUGGCAGAAAUAACCGAAUCUCCAACAGAGGCGUCACAGCUCUUUCCAUCUAUUAGUAAAAGUAAUAUUCCAGUAAUCAAGAAGUUCUCAUCAAAAUCUCGACCGCCUACCUCUAGCUUAUACCCAAAAAGAAAACCUCAAAUACCUAAGAAAGCGAAUGUAACACAAAAGCCUAUCUCGACAACGAACGAGUCAGCUGUAAGUACUGAACCAAAGAUUAUUGUUGCUAAACCGGAUGCUUUUCUGCCUCCUGGAUACAAGGCCUCCUCAGAAAGGGAUAACAGCUCUGAUCUAGUGGCAGAAUUAUUGCGAAAAUUCAGGGAAAGCACGAAGAAAACAAAUGAGGAGAGUGAACAGAAAUCUGAUGAAAGUAAAUCAAUAAAUAGUACUUCUGCAGACACACCCCUUCAUAGAUUCGGGUCAUCACAACAAACAGCAGCCAAGAACUCGAAAAAUCUUGAGAGUGGUGAACAGAAUUCCACAUCGCCUUUCGAUUCCUUGUUGAAGAUCGCAAAGCCUGUCGAUAUACAUAACUUCCUUCCUCCUGGGUAUAAACCUCAGAAAGAAACAUCAUCAAAUCCCAUUGAGUUGGUAUCGCAAAAAACCAAGGACGAUUUAAGUGCCUUUCUCCCUUCAGGGAAUACACAGAAACCUAACGCUACAUCUGGUUCUUCUCUAGUAGAUGAAUUAUUGAAUAAAACGAAAAAAGAUGACAUCAGCGCUUUCCUACCCCCUGGUUUCAAGCUCCCGUCUGCUUCUACAAAGAAGCCAUCUGUAGAAGGAAUUUUAAAUAAAGCAAAAGAGGACGAUAUAAGUUCAUUUUUGCCUCCAGGUUUCAAAACACCAAGUGCUUCUGCAACAAAGAAACCAAACAAAAUCGACGACAUAUUACAAAAUUCUAAAGAAGAUGACAUCAGUGCUUUUCUACCACCAGGAUACAAAGCCAAGUCAACGCAAACCACUCCAAAAUCCAAUAUCGAUGAUAUAAUCGAAAAGUCCAAAAAGGAUGAUAUAAGUGCAUUCUUGCCGCCAGGUUUCAAACCAAGAUUCACAACUCGCAAACCAGUAUCAAAAGCGGUUAUUGAAACAGAAGAUUUGCCAACAAGUCUCUUGCCAAGUGGAUAUAAGCCUCGUAAAAAUGGAGCUCUCGAAAAUGACAAAAUGAUAUCGUCGACAGAGAAGACUAUCACACUAUCUAUGUCUACUACUACAGCUGCAACAACUACUAAAGGAAGCUUGAAGGUAGUUUUUCCAAGCAGGCCAGGUGGUAAAAGAAUAAACCAUAAACUCACAACUCCUAAACCUAGAGAAGAGCGAAAAGAAGUUACUCAGGCUGUAGCUCCUACGAUUCACAAAGGGUGGCCUACAAGAGCUACAACCGAGUUCACUGGUUGGCCGACACCAUCGACCACUCCAAUUUCGAUAGAAAAACUAUUGGAAUCUGUUCAAAGAGCCUCUCCAACUAGUUCGGAACCAGAAAACAUAACUACAACAUCCACAACUCAAACAACAGUAACAUCUACAACAACAACUCAGAAACCUACGACACCUGGAGUGUGUGAGGAGGAAUGUGAUCUCGUUGGUACCAUAAAAUUAGUUGAUGGGGUUAAAUGGGUACCAGAACUUUUAGAUAGAAAUACCAAAGAAUGGCAGAUUUUAGCUAAUGAAGUCCAAUCUCAGUUGGAGGAGGUAUACAGUAAAUCAGGAACUCUCAAUAGUUUGUUCAAGAAUUUAAGGAUUGAUGGAUUCAGCGAAGGAAGCGUUUUAGUGGAUUAUUUAGUUGAAAUGCAGAAUACAGAUAUGCAUAUAAGCACUUCACAAAUGAAAAAACUUUUCAAUGAGGCACUUGAAAGUACUUUAGUUAAAUCCACACUCCGAGAAGGAAAAGCAUUGAAUGAUACAGUAAAAUACGUGGAAAAAGCUAAACUAGGCAAAUUCAUCAUAGAUCCGAUGUACACAGAUUUCAUAGUUGUACCGAAACAAUUAGCUCCUACAGUAGGAUAUACGGAAGAUGAUCUUCUGUUGCCCCAAUGGGCUAUUGCUGUUAUUGUCAUAGGCUUGGCUUCUCUUCUUUUCGUCAUCAUAUUUGGAGUCACUGUUCUUGUGAAUCGAUCCAAAAAUGCUAAGAAGAAAAUGCCUACACCACUUACUGAUGAUAUGCUCAAUGAAUUGAAUAAGAAUCAUAUGGGAGGAUAUGAUAAUUAUGGAAUAGAAGAUCCCUAUAGCGUGGAAGCUGGUUUCUGGGAUCCCAGAAGAAUGGAUGCUCAUAGAGAUUACAAUAAAUUACCCAAAAAGGGUUCCUCUGGAUCAAUACAUGACAACAGUAUGACGAACCUAUACGACAGUUGGAAUUCUCAAAACAAUGGUUAUUACAAUAAUUCUGCAGGGAGUUAUUACGGUCAUCACACAGGACCUGGUAGCAGCCAUAGGUUAUACGAAAGAAGACGAUCAUACGACACGAAUUUUUAAAGAACUGACUUUUAUUCUUAGUCCAUUUAAAAUUAAUGGGUUGCAGAUUUUCGACAAAAUACACCAUUUGUAUAUAUAAAUUCGAAUAAUAGAGAGUAGAGAAGAAUAUAGUGUGACUGCAGUGAAGAAGAGACGUUUGAAAGAAUGAAUGUAUCGAUGUAAAUAAGUUUUAGUGUAUUUUAAAUAUCUGGUAAUAGAUCUUAAGCAAAUGUAGGUGUGCGAAUAUGAUAUAUUAUAAUAAUAUAUAGGUACAGAAAAAUGUGCUUCAAUUGAAAAUUGAUUCGAUUUAAUGUUUAUUAAGUUUGAGUAUCCCUGUCUUCCUUAAUAUUUGGAAAUCUGCAACUCGUCAUUAUCGAUUUAUAUUUGUUAGAGAAAAAUACUCCAAUAUUUAAUUUAAGAACGAAAUUUAUACAUGUAUAUUAUUUAAUAGUUUUCAAGGAUUAAACUAUUUUACCAUAAA